This is a messenger RNA of Merops nubicus (carmine bee-eater), 620 nucleotides long. RefSeq names its product adhesion regulating molecule 1 (gene ADRM1). NCBI's taxonomy places the organism in Eukaryota, Metazoa, Chordata, Aves, Coraciiformes, Meropidae. Gene Ontology annotation, molecular function: proteasome binding; ubiquitin binding; endopeptidase activator activity. Gene Ontology annotation, biological process: ubiquitin-dependent protein catabolic process. Gene Ontology annotation, cellular component: nucleus; proteasome regulatory particle, lid subcomplex; cytoplasm. The record is from RefSeq and is a predicted model, not a curated record. The transcript has 5 exons. The annotation marks the transcript as partial.
AUGUCUUCGGGGGCGUUAUUUCCAAGCCUGGUGCCAGGCUCCCGUGGCUCUUCGAGCAAGUACCUGGUGGAAUUUCGAGCAGGGAAGAUGUCCCUGAAAGGCAGCACUGUCACUCCAGACAAGAGAAAAGGCCUCGUGUACAUCCAGCAAACUGACGAUUCCCUCAUUCACUUCUGCUGGAAGGACAGGACUUCAGGCAAUGUUGAGGAUGAUUUGAUUAUCUUUCCUGAUGACUGUGAGUUCAAGAGGGUCCCUCAGUGCACUACGGGCCGUGUGUAUGUAUUGAAGUUCAAGGCAGGAUCAAAACGCCUCUUCUUCUGGAUGCAGGAGCCGAAGACGGACAAGGAUGAGGAGCACUGCCGUAAGGUGAACGAGUAUCUCAACAACCCACCCAUGCCUGGGGCUUUGGGGGGCAAUGCCAGUGGAGGCCACGAGCUCUCGGCCUUAGGAGGUGAGGGUGGCUUGCAAAGCCUUCUUGGAAACAUGAGCCAUAACCAGCUCAUGCAGCUGAUCGGACCAACGGGCUUAGGAGGACUUGGUGGGCUGGGUGCACUGACGGGACCCGGGCUGGCCAGUCUGCUUGGGAGUGGGGGACCCCCGACCAGCAGCUCGUCAUCCAG